Melopsittacus undulatus (budgerigar) is the source of this 1853-nucleotide messenger RNA. RefSeq names its product solute carrier family 66 member 1 (gene SLC66A1). Lineage: Eukaryota; Metazoa; Chordata; Aves; Psittaciformes; Psittaculidae. Gene Ontology annotation, cellular component: lysosomal membrane. Gene Ontology annotation, molecular function: L-lysine transmembrane transporter activity. The record is from RefSeq and is a predicted model, not a curated record. Bases 367 to 1287 code for a protein of 306 amino acids. The transcript is spliced from 8 exons.
CAGGCGCAUGCGCCGCGCUGAGGGGAGCGCUCAAAAGCCAGGCGGGUUUGGGGUGAAAAACAUCCGAUUCCGGCAAAAUUACGGUUGUGGAAUAGCAGCGGCUUCCUGGGGAAGCAGUGGGAGUGAGAGGACACCAGUAGGUUCUGAUAAAAGUGGUGGGUUUGUAAAAAAUUACCUGACAAAGCAGCUGGUUGGGAAGCGAAGUGAGGUCUGAGCGCGGCUGAGGGACCGGCGGGUGUGGAGGGAGUUUGCGGGAGCAGGAACAGCAAAACCCAAGAGCUUCUGAAGAGAAAGAAAGACGGCUCCCAAAGGGCCACCGUGGAGCGAGCACUAUCCCACCUGAACGACACCCAAGCACCGGAGGCCAUGGAUCCGCGGCACUGGAGGCAUCUCCAGCUUGGGAACCUUUCCGACUGUCCCAACGGCUCCCGCUGGGUGAUGGAUGUGUUCAAUGAGUGUGCCCAGGACGGCCGGGAUAUCGCCAGUGUCAUCCUGGGUCUGGUUUCCAUCUUCUGCUUUGCAGCUGCCUCUUUCCCGCAGUUUUACCAAGCCUGCAAAACAGGCAUCAUGGACCGGGCUCUCUCCAUAUAUUUCCUGCUGGGAUGGCUGGGCGGAGACCUCCUAAACCUCAUCGGUUCCUUUCUGGCUCAUCAGUUACCCCUGCAGGUAUACACUGCUAUUUACUAUGUGCUCGCAGACCUGGUGAUGUUGGCUCUCUACUGCUACUACAAAGUGAAGAACCGGGGUGGAGGAUUCACUGCCCAGAUCAAUGCAGCCUUCCUCUUCCUUUCCCUGGGGACACUGUCGACCAUCUCCUUUCUGGGCAGAGGUGCUGCCGUGGCACAGGACCCAGUGGUGUUCAAAGGAAGGUCCCUGCUCUCCACUCAUGUGGGUGAGCUGGUGUCAGAGCCUUUCACCAGGAGUGAGAUCAUUGGCUUCACCAUUGGCUCUGUCUCCUCUGUACUGUACCUGUGCUCCCGAGUCCCCCAGAUCUACACAAAUUACAAGAGGAAAUCUACCAUUGGGAUCUCCUACUCCCUCUUUGCCCUGGUGAUGCUGGGGAACUCGCUCUAUGGCCUCAGUGUCCUCCUGAAGAACCCUGAGCCAGGGCAAAGUGAAGGGGACUACGUCCUGCACCACCUCCCCUGGCUGGUGGGCAGCCUGGGUGUCCUUUCCCUCGAUGUGGUUAUCUCCUUCCAGUUCCUUGCUUAUCGGGGAGGAAAACCUGCCACCCAUGAAGAGAGGGGUGCUCUUCUCGGCGAGCAUGGGGACAGCCUGGAGAGCUGACAGAGCGACCUGCUGCAGAAGGAGAAGAGGAGGAUGCAGAUACAAAAGCUGACCCCAGCACUGGCCAAACCAGCUCCUCUACCCUGGCAGCUCUUGGGAGGACUUGAGCCUGCGGGUGAUGUGUUGUGCUGUUAAAGCCCAGCUGGGUGGCAGAGUGUACUGCUGAGAGACCUCGUGCCUCUUUGAUACCAAUGAUGCUAUUGGGAUGAACAGGGAAUAACUUAAUACCUCAAAAGGUUGCUCUUCACAGCUCUUACAGCUGAGCCCAGUCACUUCUCUUUAUCUGCUGCCUCUCUGGGGUGAUCUGGAGCUUCCUCAGUACUGUCAAACAGGAGAAGAGCUUGAGGGGCUAUGGGGAGAGGAUGGAGAUGAGCAACCCACCACAGCCAUGAGCAGUUAGCUGUGUGCCUCAUGUCUCCACUGCCUCUUUCUAGAAGAUACCUCAGUGACUGGACCCAGUUCAGAAGGAGGGAGGGAAGGAGCAGCGUAACCAAAGUGUCUCAUUCUACACAAACCUGUUUGAAUUAGCAUGGCUCAUGUCUAUAAAACAAGUCCUUGUCCAUGUG